AUGUAUCCUCUGUCUUUCCACAAGGACCCUGAGGGCUUCAGGAGCGCGAUGCUCGAACGAGGGAGGAAAUUUGAGCGUCUUAGAGGGUACCAAGCUCAGUCCUACAAGGGGAGUAUGCAUCUCUUGGAUGAUAAACUCAUCACAGGGAAAAUGCCGGUUGAGGGUCGUGUCAUUAUCGACACAUUUGCAUACUACGCGUCCUCUGGCAACGAUAGGCCCGAAAUGCGGCCAGUGGGGUCUCCCGACGAAUAUAUCCAGGAUGAGCCCCAGAGCCCUCAAGAUUCCGAGUCCGGUGACUUCAUCCAGGUCCCGUCUGACUUGAGUGAUGAUAUAGGCCCUGACUUGUGGGGUCGGAAGGAAGAUCUUUCACCGCUUACGAAUGAGCAGUGUCUGGUCGCGGAUCCAUGGCUCACGGCAUUUGACCUAAAGGCGAAGCGAUGGGGUCUCGUGGACAUUGACGGCCUGUCUGACGUCGAGUGGAACUAUGACGCUUUCGAUAAUCUUGUUGUCCCGGACGACGAGAAGCAGCUGGCCUGGGACUUUGUGGAGAGCAAGACCACAUCAAAUGAAGCUUUCGAUGACUUCAUCCCGGACAAGGGCCGGGGAAUCAUCAUCCUGAUGUUUGGCCCGGCAGGUGUUGGAAAGACUUUCACGGCUGAGGCAGUGGCUGAACGCGCAAACGUGCCUCUCUACUCGAUGAGCGCAAGCGCACUUGGCACAGAGCCUGCAGAGAUUGAACAGAACCUCGACAGGGCGCUGCAGAUGUGCAAGUUGUGGAACGCGAUGUUACUCCUUGACGAAGCGGACGUCUUCCUGGCAGCUCGGCAGAGUGAAAGCAUGAAGCGCAACGAGCUCGUGUCUCUGUUCCUGACCAAGCUGGAGUACUAUCCCGGCAUCCUUUUCUUGACAACUAAUCGGGCUUCUGAUAUCGACUUCGCCUUCCAGUCCCGGGUGGACCUGUUUCUCCCGUACUUCGAGCUCACGCCCGAAGCGCGGCUGAAGAUCUGGAACAAUUUCAUCGAUCGAGCCGGACGAGAGGGGUUCUCGUCUGCGAACAUGGAAGUGGAAUUGGAGAAGUUAUCCCGACUGUGCUUGAACGGCAGAGAGAUCAAGAAUCUGGUCAAGACCAGCCAGUUGCUCAGCCAGAAGACUGGCGGUUUCGGCUCCAUGGAGAAGCUCUACUUCCUCGCUGAAAAGCGUGUCCACGCCUUGAAGCUGCUUGCGGAGCGAGGAGCCUAG
Diaporthe citri is the source of this 1239-nucleotide messenger RNA. RefSeq lists its product as uncharacterized. The record is from RefSeq and is a predicted model, not a curated record. The coding region runs from base 1 to 1239 and encodes 412 amino acids. NCBI's taxonomy places the organism in Eukaryota, Fungi, Ascomycota, Sordariomycetes, Diaporthales, Diaporthaceae. The transcript is spliced from 4 exons. Gene Ontology annotation, molecular function: ATP binding; ATP hydrolysis activity.